AUCCAUCUAGGACUUUCAUAUGGCCACCUGCUAUAUGAGCACACUUGCCUGUGUGUUGUCUCCUCUGAGAACUUCAAUUACUUCAGAAAUGACUGCGUCGGGGAGAGGAAUCUCAUGUUGGAAUUUUUCUUACAUGAAGAAGAUGGACCCAGCUAUCUGAAACAGAAGAAAAAGCUCUUGGUACAAAGGAUUUUGGUACUGUCCUGGCACAGUACAUCCUUGCAAGAGCUGCAAUGUAUGCUGUUUUCUCUACAGGACUAUAAGCUUUGAUAUUCAGAAGAGCAAAACUGAAAGAUGCCAUCUGAGAGGUGUCUGAGUGUUCAGGAAAUGCUGACAGGUCAGAGGCUGUGUCAGUCUAGCUCCCAUAACGAUGCUGUCCUGGCAGCCCUGAACCAACAAAGAAGAGAUGGCAUACUUUGUGAUAUCACCCUUAUUGCUGAAGAACAGAAAUUCCAUGCACAUAAAGCAGUCCUGGCAGCCUGCAGUGACUAUUUCCGAGCAAUGUUCAGUCUCUGCAUGGUUGAAAGUGAAGCUGAUGAGGUGAAUUUGCAUGGUGUCACAAGCCUUGGUUUAAAACAAGCCCUGGACUUCGCAUAUACUGGACAGAUCCUCUUGGAACCAGGGGUGGUACAAGAUGUACUAGCAGCUGGGAGUCAUUUGCAGCUGCUGGAGCUUCUCAGUUUAUGUUCUCACUAUCUCAUUCAGGAAUUAAAUAGUUUUAAUUACUUGGACCUGUAUAAGCUUGCGGACCUCUUCAACCUCACUUUGUUGGAGAAUGCAGUGGUUGACUUCUUAGUAAAACAUCUCUCUGAGCUAUUGAAGAGUCAUCCAGAAGAAGUUCUGGCACUACCAUACUGUCUUCUUCGAGAGGUUUUUAAAAGUGAUAGACUCACUUCACUCAGUGAAGAACAGAUCUGGCAGCUGGCUGUGAGGUGGUUGGAGCACAAUUGCCGCUACCAGUACAUGGAUGAACUUCUUCAGUAUGUCCGCUUUGGCCUUAUGAAUGUGGAUACACUGCAUACUGUAGCUCUUUGUCAUCCUCUUGUCCAAGCUAGUGAAACUGCAACAGCACUUAUUAAGGAGGCCUUGGCUUACCACCAGAGCAUCUAUGCACAGCCAGUUUGGCAAACCAGAAGGACGAAACCUCGUUUCCAGUCAGAUACUCUUUACAUUAUCGGUGGGAAAAAACGUGAAAUCUGUAAAGUGAAGGAACUGCGAUACUUCAAUCCAGUAGAUCAAGAGAACGUUCAUAUCGCAGGGAUCGCAAACUGGAGCGAGCUAGCGCCUAUGCCUGUAGGGAGAAGCCACCACUGUGUUGCUGUCAUGGGAGACUUUCUUUUUGUGGCUGGUGGAGAGGCAGAGCAUUCCACAGGGCGCACUUGUGCGGUGAGAACUGCCUGUCGAUAUGACCCCCGCACUAACUCUUGGGCUGAGAUAGCUCCGAUGAAGAACUGUCGGGAACACUUUGUGCUGGGAGCAGUGGACGAGUACCUCUAUGCAGCAGGGGGCAGAAAUGAAUUGCGUCAAGUGUUACCUACGGUGGAACGUUAUUGCCCCAAGAAGAACAAGUGGACCUUUGUACAGUCCUUUGAUCGGUCGCUCUCAUGCCAUGCAGGAUAUGUGGUGGAUGGUCUUCUUUGGAUAUCAGGAGGAGUAACAAAUACUGCACAGUAUCAAAACAGGCUCAUGGUCUACGAUCCAAAGCAGAAUAAGUGGUUGAGCCGUAGCCCGAUGUUGCAGAGGAGAGUGUAUCACUCCAUGGCUGCUGUCCAAAGGAAACUUUACGUGUUAGGUGGGAAUGAUCUUGACUACAACAAUGAUCGGAUCCUGGUUCGGCACAUAGACUCCUACAGCAUAGAUGCUGACCAAUGGACACGUUGCAGCUUCAACAUGUUGACAGGUCAAAAUGAGUCUGGAGUUGCUGUCCACAAUGGUAGAAUAUACUUAGUUGGCGGCUAUUCGAUUUGGACAAAUGAGCCUUUGGCAUGUAUCCAGGUGCUGGAUGUUAGCAAGGAAGGGAAGGAAGAGGUAUUCUACGGGCCUACGCUCCCCUUUGCUUCCAACGGAAUAGCAGCAUGCUUUCUUCCAGCUCCUUAUUUCACGUGCCCCAACCUUCAGACUCUGCAAGUGCCUCACCACAGGAUUGGCACAAUGUGAGACAAGGAAUGUGCACUUCAUAAAAUCAGAAGUGUGGGGGGGAAAUCAAACCCUGUCUAUAGAAAGGUUUCUCUGGAUCAGUGAGAAGAAUCAAUCCACACGGGCUGCUGCUUUACCUUCACACAUUUGUCUUAAAGUCAGAUCACAGUAGGCAGGAAGGAUGCUACAAAACCUGCCUGCAGUUCCUCUCCUCUGCCUCAGAUGUAGACGCAUAUACAUGAGAACCUUUGGCAUUUCUGCUGGUGACUACCUGCUACCUGUUUCUACUUCACUUCCUUAUGCAACUUCAUAAGGCAUUGUGGAUGCUCUCAGCUCCUCCUGGGCUGCUCUUCUUUGGAGUCUGCACGUUCAGUUGUUUACCAGUGGCACUUUUAAAGUUGAUAGGAAGCUCUGUUUAUGUUGACAAAGAUGAUAUAAUACUGUGGUAAUUAUGCAACUUACUCGAUACCUUUGGCAAAAAGAAUAACAAAUGUGUUGACUUCCAAUUCCACACUCCAUCGUUUACAGUUUCUCAUUUAAUAAUACUUCAUUUGAAAUUUAAAUACUGCAAAGCAGAUUAAAACAAAAAUAAAAAACCACAAGCCCUAUAGUAUAUGAGGAACACAUAAAAAUUGUCUCAGCUGAAAGACAAAGACACUGAAGCCUCAUGGGUAAACCCAAGUCUGAACUGAAUGUGUUUGUCUGAGAAUCUAAAGAUCAUUUGGGAUGUCAUUUACCAAGGUCUACUAUCAAAUAAAUGUUACCUUCUGUCAUAUGA
Molecule: messenger RNA, 2914 nt
Organism: Athene cunicularia (burrowing owl)
Lineage: Eukaryota; Metazoa; Chordata; Aves; Strigiformes; Strigidae
Gene: KLHL32
Product: kelch like family member 32
Exons: 12
Coding region: 295-2157 (620 amino acids)
Molecular function (GO): protein binding
Source: RefSeq, a predicted model, not a curated record